Messenger RNA from Nymphalis io (European peacock), 1037 nucleotides. It is a transcript of the gene 6pgl, whose product is annotated as 6-phosphogluconolactonase. Gene Ontology annotation, biological process: carbohydrate metabolic process; pentose-phosphate shunt. The coding region runs from base 94 to 792 and encodes 232 amino acids. Lineage: Eukaryota; Metazoa; Arthropoda; Insecta; Lepidoptera; Nymphalidae. Gene Ontology annotation, molecular function: 6-phosphogluconolactonase activity. The record is from RefSeq and is a predicted model, not a curated record. The transcript is spliced from 4 exons.
GAAGUUUGAACACAGCUAGAAUUGAAGAACUCUUGAAGGUUGUAUUUUAGUCGAUCUAAGGUUAAUCAAAAUUCUUAUUAAAAGACUGUUAUUAUGACUACAAUAAAGGUUGCAAAUGAACAAGAAUUAAUCAAAAAAUUGGCUUCGUGUGUAGAAAAAAUUUCAAACGAUUCUAUUCUCAAUCGGGGAAAAUUUUUCGUCGGUCUUUCCGGAGGGUCAGUAGUGAAAUAUCUAUGUGAAGGGUUACCAGGCAUUAACACAGAGUGGUCAAAAUGGGUAUUAGCUUUUUGUGACGAGAGAGUGGUACCGGAAGACAGUGAAGACUCAACCUUCGGAACAUAUAAUAGACAAUUAAUACCUAAAACUAAAUUAAAAAAAGAUCAAUUUAUUGUUAUUAAACAAGGUGUUACUGCUGAAGAAGCAGCCAAGGAUUAUACUGAUAAAUUGAGAGAAUCAUUUAAAAGUAACAAUUUCAAAUUUGACCUCUUGCUAUUAGGUAUGGGGCCAGAUGGCCACACAUGUUCCCUUUUCCCAGGUCAUCCCUUACUUGAAGAGACUGUGUUAAAAAUCGCUCCAAUAACCGAUUCACCAAAACCACCUCCGAGCAGAGUAACAAUGACUUAUCCGGUCAUUAACAAUGCAAGAAACUGCAUUUUUGCCAUCAGCGGUGCUGGCAAAGCUGAAAUGGUAAAACGCAUAUUAAAAGAUAAGGAAGACUUACCUGCGACUAGAGUAAAGCCAGAAGGUUCAUUAUAUUGGAUCGUGGACAAUGCCGCGGCGGAAUAUUUGUAGUCGCUUUAUGAAGUUAUUAAAGACAGAAGCAAAAGGAACUUAAAGCAAUAUUAAUAUUUAAUUUUUCUUUAAUUCAGAUGCAAUGAUUUUUGCUAUUAUAUUGUGAUAUAAAUUUUGUGCCUUAAAUGGAGGGGUUUUUAUACGGAAUAUUUUUAUAAUAUUUUUUAGCUAUUGUUAUGCAUUUAUUGUUGGUGUAGGAAGAAUACCAUAUAAACAUUCCUGUAUUAAUAAAAAAUAUAUUAGCA